Molecule: messenger RNA, 6382 nt
Organism: Musca domestica (house fly)
Lineage: Eukaryota; Metazoa; Arthropoda; Insecta; Diptera; Muscidae
Gene: Crag
Product: DENN domain-containing protein Crag
Exons: 16
Coding region: 585-5498 (1637 amino acids)
Biological process (GO): regulation of Rab protein signal transduction
Cellular component (GO): cytoplasmic vesicle
Molecular function (GO): protein binding
Source: RefSeq, a predicted model, not a curated record
AUCGGAGUAAUCACUAACCGAUUCCACCGAAUCCUAAAAAAUUGUUUUUAUAAAAAUAUCAAGUGAAGAAAAACGCAUAAAAUUUGUAAAUUUAUAAAGCUUAGUAACGCAGCUUCAAAGACAUUGGCAAGGCGUUGCAGCGCUGCAGCUGCUUUUUGCACAAAUCAUCAAAGAAUCAAAGUUUUUGCUGAAUACGAGAAAAGUAGGGAGGAGCUCAACAAAUACAAUUCAAUAUUGAAUCAUCAUCGAUUCGAUAAAGCUGGCUUCAUUUUGAUCCCUGUGUGAAAACAAGAAGAACUUGUUUUAAAAGAACUCCAUUUCCUUGUCAGUAAGCCAGCCGUUGACGGUGACCACAACGACCGACGACUAUUCUCAACAGUCAUUCAUGUGUUUUCGUCGAUUGUCAAGGACAUUAUACAAUUCAUCAUCGUAGUCUACAUGUCUCAUCAACAUUUGUUGUAAAGCGCCCCACUAGUAGAAUAUACGCCGAGUGUUGUAGUAAAGAACAACAGCAGAGCAGUCGUAUUGUAUAUAGAUACAUAUGUGAAACGUUUGUGUGUCCUUUGUUUUGUUUUUAAGUUGCCAUGGAGGAACGUCGAAUUGCUGAUUACUUUGUGGUGGCUGGAAUGCCCGAAAAUCCACAAUUGCUGCAGGAGAGCAAUUUCAAAGAGUCUGGCCAACAUUUGAGGGCUGCCAAUUCUAUAGAACCCAUUACAGAUAUUGGUGUAUUCUUUCCCCUGCUGGGCGAAGAUGUGCCAGAUGGCUAUGAAGUGCUGGAAACAACACCCACCGGCCUGCCUGCCAAUCUGAAUUUUGGGUCUUUGCGGUCGACAGAAUGUUUCAUUUAUUACAGACGCGGUAAAGAUCGUCCGCCUUUAGUGGACAUUGGUGUCUUGUACGAAGGGCAUGAACGCAUCAUGUCAGAUGCUGAAAUUGUGGCCGAAACACCCGGUGGACGUAUUGCAAAUGUUAACAAUUCAUCGGCGAAAACAUUUUUAACGUACCGCCGUGCCCCCGCUGAUAUGCCAUGUAACGAAUUGGUCGUAACGGAUUUGUGCGUUAUUGUUCGCAGUAAAGGUGAAAAGCCUCCACAUGCCUUUUGUUUGAUAUACAAAUCGCUUAAUAAAGCCUUCACGGGCAGUGAUGUUUAUCUCUGCUAUAAAAAAUCUAUGUACCGUCCAAAACACAUCAGUUACCAACCCGAAAUUUUGCUCCGUUACCCAACCGUGGAUCAUAACGAUUUUCCAUUGAACUUGUGUCCAAGUGUACCGCUAUUCUGUUUACCAAUGGGUGCUUCCCUGGAGGCAUGGCCACAUGUUGGCAAGAAUAAAAAACGUAGACCAACUGCGCCAGUAUUCAGUACAUUCGUAUUGACUGUCAACGAUGGAACAUACAAGGUUUAUGGUUCGGCUCUGACAUUCUAUGAGGAUUUCGAUGAUUCAAAGCUGUCGGAUCAACAACGUGAAUUACUUGGUUGGAAUGAAGAAUUUGCUCAAAAUCAUUCUUUGCAUAUCAUAAAAGCCAUAUGUUUGCUGUCUCAUUAUCCCUUUGGUGAUACCUUCGAUAAAUGGCUAAAAUACUUACACCGUAUGGUCGUUUACGAGAAAAAUUUGCCAAUCCCCAUUGAACGUUAUAUAACACAACUAUUGGACGAGGUACCCUUUCCAGCUCCAAGUAUUCAUUUACAGUUAUCGAGUGAAUCGAAUGAUCGUAUUCUGCUCACCCAACCGGAAGACUCUCCAUUGCCUCGUAGUGGUGCCGGUUUUCAUAUGUUGCUGCAAAAUUUGGGUACAGAUAACUGUUUGCAUGUCCUGUUAUUGGCAUUGACGGAACAAAAAAUACUCAUUCAUUCGUUGAGACCAGCAACAUUAACAGCCGUUGCAGAAGCCAUUGUUUCCCUUCUGUUCCCAUUUAAGUGGCAAUGUCCCUAUAUUCCCUUGUGUCCACUUGGCUUGGCAGAGGUACUGCAUGCACCAGUUCCCUACUUAAUUGGUGUAGAUUCUCGAUUCUUUGAUCUGUAUGAACCACCUACAGAUGUGACUUGUAUCGAUUUGGAUACAAAUACUAUAAGUCUGUGUGAAUCGCAAAAGCAUCUUACCACCAAACUUCUACCCAAACGAGCGGCUCGAAUAUUAAGCCAAACUCUGGACAGCCUUGAGGCAAUGAAACCACUGAAUGUAGACAGUAAUAAUAGUCUGGAUCGUGACCUAAGAAGGCGGAGACGUGAGCAACAUUUGGAGCAACGUAUACAGGAAGCAUUUUUGCUUUUUAUGGCAUCGAUAUUACGUGGCUAUCGCGAUUAUCUGGUACCCAUUUCUAAAGCACCAACCGUUGGUGCCACUGACCCCAGUGCCUUAUUUCAAUUGAAAGCUUUUCUACGUUCCAGAGAUAAGGCUUAUCAUAAAUUUUUUGAAUUGUUAAUGAAAACCCAAAUGUUUAUACGCUUCAUUGAGGAGCGGUCAUUUGUCUCUGAUGGCGAUCAUGGUCUCACGUUUUUUGAUGAAUGUGCCGAGAAGGUGGGCUCAUAUGAUGAGACUCCGUCGGAUGUGCGUUUGGUCGAAUGGGAAACUGGCCAGAGUAGUGAACGCACAAAAUAUAUAUUUCCUCCAGAUAUUGUUGGCCCCUCUAAAGAUUCAAAUGUUCCUGAACCCGUCUAUAACUAUGAUAGCUUUACUUUAAAUCCCAGCCUCUUAAAAUCCCCAGCCAAAACGGCUCUAAAUCAGCUAAUACAGCAACAAAUAAAUGGAUGUUUAGCACCUGGUUCGCCCAUUGCUCGUCGAACCAAACAUGAAAUAAAACUUUCCCAAAAGUUAGCACGUCGAUGUCAAAGUCAUCCUGAACUGUGGUCAAAAUAUUUACUGGCUACAUGUUAUUCAUUGUAUUUCCUCAUAUUGCCUGCCAUGGUAUUGGAUACCCGUCGAGCAGGCAAAGAACACGAGACAUUAAGAUCCGCCUACAAUAUGUUGCUUAAGGCCAGCAAAAUCAAGAUCAAUUGUGAUGAAUUCUGCUAUCGUAUUAUGAUGCAGUUAUGCGGUACUUAUAAUAUGCCAGUAUUGGCCGUACGCCUACAUUAUCUUAUGAAGAGAUCGGGUGUUCAACCGAAUGCUUUAACCUAUGGUUUCUACAAUCGUUGUGUUUUAGAAUCUGAGUGGCCCAGCGACAGCACGACUCAAAGUCAAUUACGCUGGAAUCGUAUUAAAAACGUGGUUUUGGGUGCUGCCCACUUUAAACGAGCUGGAAAGUUGAGGGCUUCGAAGAAGCCUCUCUCUGCUUCGUGUGACAACAAUUUGAGCACCUUGGAGACCGUGGAUGGGGCAUCACGUACCAGCUUAGUGUCAUCGAAUUCAUCACAACAUAUUGCCGGAAUGGGAGAUGGUUAUGGUGUUAAUUUCUUAGAUUUUUCUGCUUUCGAUAAGCUACGAUCGAAAUUGGGUAGUAUUGUGAGGCAAUCAGUUGGGUCGCAGGAUGCUACCGAUGAUGUAAUAUCGAGUGCCGGUCUGUUAAUACCAGGUGAAGCCAAGUAUCCAUCAGGUAAUGCUCACAAUACAACUGUUGGAGAUAUGGCAAAUCAGCCAACACCGGAAAGUUUUGCUGGUGAUGCAGCUCUACUCAAUAAACUUCAAAGACAACAUACACUUACCGAAACCAACACCAAGAAAAUAAUGAACAUUGGUGAUGGCGACGAAGAAGAAGAUGAUGAUGAGCAUGCGUGUAAAGAUGCGGUCAGUUCUCAGGAGGACUUGGCUGAUCAUGAUGGAGAAACUGUACCCGGGGGAACAGAUCACAUAUUGCAAAGUCCAACAAAAAUAUCGCCAAGAACUCCCGUCACACAAAAUGAUCCCCUGGGUGCCCUCAAUGAAGAUGAACAACCGUCCAUUCCUAUUAACACCGUAACAACGUCCACACAACAGGAUCAAACGUCCGAUAUGAAUACUUCUUAUAACAAUAACACUUUAUACAGCGAUAAGCCAAUACUGUUUAAGGGCCAACGCAGCGCCACGUUUGACGAAUCGACACAAUUGAAUAAAAUGCACCGUUCCGAAACAAUGCCUGGAUCAAGUGUUACAUCCAGUUUGGCAAAUUUGGGAUCAUCGUUUAAAAUUAAUUUUGGACGUUAUUCACCUGCACGCAUGUCCACCUUUAAGAAAGACUUGAAAUUGCCCACCAAUAUUAUUGAAAAUAUUGCUCAAAAUAUGAGUCCAAAUUUUACUGGCAAAAAAUCAAAUGAAAUUAUCCAGGGAAGUUUGAGCAGCAUUAAACAUGCCGCCACUUCCAUUACUCGAAAAUUUGAUGAAAUUAAAGGUGCCAUAUCGGCCAAUACCACACCGGUCAAGUCCAGCGGCUCAGCACAAAACUACAUAGACAGUGGAGUCAGUGAAGAGGAUAUGAUUGCCCACGAAGAUGGUACUUUGAAAAUACGUAGAGUUUCAAGUGAUUUAGAACAUCCAUGGAGCCGUUUAAGUGAAUCGCGUAAAUCCAGCUACAAUAAUUUGGUACCUCUGGGGGAGAACACUUCGACAAUGAAUUUAAAUACAGCUCUGCUUUCAUUGCCCGAAAAUCUUUAUACACCUCCGGAAGAUGGUCUGGAAGAUUCUAGGGAUUGCGAUGUGUUGAUACAAAUGACAUCAUGUUCCCAAUGCCACAACUGCUCAGUUCUGCUGUACGACGAAGAGAUUAUGUCUGGCUGGUCGGCCGAAGAUUCAAAUUUGAAUACAACUUGCCAUGCGUGUAACAAACCAACCGUCCCCAAUUUAAGUGUGCGCAUCAUUGUCCAAGAUGCCAGCAAAACUGACGAAAAAGUUAUCGAAACAAAUGUGCCCUAUUUAAACCCCCUGGUCUUGCGCAAGUAUUUGGAAAAUAUUUUGACCCAAGAAGGAGACCUUGCAUUGCUUAAAGCCAAUUUCGUGGAAGAACAUAAAAUUGUCUAUUGGAAUUUAUUGUGGAUUAUGGAACGUAUCGAAAGUAAAACCCAUUUACCCGAUUUAUGUUGUCCACCCUCGGAUGAUGGCAAUAUUGACCCGCUUAGCAAAGUGAAACAUGUUAAAAUUCAAUGCCUGUGGGAUAACUUACAGUUGCACAGUGAGGCAGGUUUGCCUAUGUAUAUUUUGCAUAGGCAAACGCCAACCACAAGUCCAUUGAUAAAAGCUUUGCUCACCGAUCAGGCUCAGCUGAAUAAGAAUGUUAUCCAGCAAAUUGUCACAGCCAUACGUUGCAAUGAUCUGUUGAUGCCCGUCAAAAAAUUGGCAAACGAACGCCACAAACUAAAGCACAGUGGUGUGGAUCGUUCACAUUCAAUAUAUCGGGAUAUAUUGUUUUUGGCUCUCACCGCCAUUGGACGCUCCAAUGUGGACUUGGUCACAUUUCAUCGUGAAUAUGCUGCGGUCUUCGAUAAACUCACAGAGAAAGAAUGUAAUAUGUAUUAUCGGAAUCAGGACUUACCGCCAUCCGCGGCGACAAUUUUCUGUCGAGCUUAUUUCAAGCCUUUGAGUAUUCCUUGACGAGAAGACAACAAGCAACACUUUUUCAAAGAGGACAUACGAUUUUAUCGGAAGACGUCGUAAUGAAAAUCGAAAAAUUAUAAACUUACAACUACUACCAAUAACAAUAAUAACAAUAAUGUGGCAAUCAUCAAUAUGGACACUCUAAAAAAACAGACAAACAGAUAAAAAUAAUGAAGCAGUACUAAAAUAUAGUUUAGUCUUUAAUUAAUGAAUAUUAUAUAUAUACAUAUAUGUAUACACACAUACACAUUUUAGGUAUAGGUUUUUUUGUUGUUUAUUUUUUAUGUGAAAAUAAUAGUGGAUAGUAGUAGUAAAGAAGGCAAAAAGACAAAAGAUAAAGCGCGACAUUCAUUAUUUGUUGUUGAUAUGUAGAAUACUAUUUGUACAGUCUUUUACAAAUUCAAAAAAAAAUUACAUACACCAACACAGACACAUACACACAGACACAAGAACGAGAACAACAUGAUGAUGAUAAUAAUAAUUAACAUUAUAUAAUUACCUAUGUAUUUUUUAAAAAUAACUACUUUUAUUAUCAUAUGCCUUAUUAAUGUUAAUUCAAAGACAUUGUCGAUAAUAUGACAACUUAUUUUAGAGUUUUGUAAUAGAUGCAAGAAAAUGAAAAAAAAACAUGUUUCAUGUACAUAACCAUUACAUAUUUACCACUAGCACCCAUACAAAUACACCCACACAAACACACACAUCAACUAAAAACUAUUUACUUUAUAUUUUAUUUCCCUUCAAAGACGAUUUAUUUUUCUAAAACAAAAAGCAAAGGUAGAUUCUACAUUUUUAGUAAAGAACAAAAAUGUUGAUGAUGAUGACAACCCAUAUUCUCGUAUUAAGAAAAAUUGAAAUAAAUAUAGCAGACAGAGGUAUAUGUA